Messenger RNA from Peromyscus californicus insignis, 3670 nucleotides. RefSeq names its product hepcidin antimicrobial peptide (gene Hamp). The coding region runs from base 231 to 485 and encodes 84 amino acids. Gene Ontology annotation, cellular component: extracellular region. The record is from RefSeq and is a predicted model, not a curated record. Gene Ontology annotation, biological process: intracellular iron ion homeostasis. The transcript is spliced from 3 exons. NCBI's taxonomy places the organism in Eukaryota, Metazoa, Chordata, Mammalia, Rodentia, Cricetidae.
CCCCCGAUGCACCUCUGCUGGCUGAGGGUGACACAACCCUGUCUGUCCCCUGUCACUGUUCCCGCUUAUCUCUCCCGCCUGUUCGGCGCCACUGUCUUCUUGGAAAUGAGUCAGGGCAAAGGGGAGGGGGCUCAGGUGUCCCCUCCUCCAAUCGGUCCCAUAAAAAGGACAGAGACUGGGUCCUAGACACCACGCAAAUCCUCGGACUACACAGCAGAACAGAAGGCACGAUGAUUCGGAGCACCAAGAUCCAGGCUGCCUGUCUCCUGCUUCUCCUCAUCGCCAGCCUGACCAGCAGCACCCUUCUCCAGCAGCUGGUGAGACAGCCUGAAGCCCUACAGCCUCGGCACAGGACAGAAGCCAGGGCCGACAUGUCGUUCCUGAUUCCAAAUCGAAAGAAGCGAGACACCAACUUCCCAAUCUGCCUUUUCUGUUGUGGAUGCUGUAAGAACAUUCGACAAUGUGGCUUCUGUUGCAAAACAUAGAGCCGUGUGCCCCAAUCUCUCAACACCCCAGCCUCCCCACAGCCCCCCGUUUAUUUAUAAGCUUGAAAUAAAGGUGAUGAUUUUACUUUUAAACUACAGUGUCUGUUUGUAAACGGUGCUUCUUGUCCUGACAGCCCGAUCCCAAAUAAAUACCCAGAGGCUUAUAUAUUAAUUACAAAAUGCGCAGCCAAUAGCUCAGGGUUAUUACUAACUAGCUCUUACAUUUAAAUUAACCCAUUUCUAGUAAUCUAAGUAUUGCCACGUGGCCGUGGCUUUGCCGGUUCUCCAGCAUCUUACUUCUUGGGCAGCUUGCUGUUGUCUCUCCCAAUUCCACCCUUCUUCAUCCCAGUCCUCAGUCUGACUGUCCUGCCUGACUUCAUCCUGCUUGCUGUAAGCCCAACAGCUUUAUUAUGAACCAAUGAGAAUAAUGCAUACAGUGUACAGAAGGAUUAUCCCACAGCAUCUGUUUCUUUGGUUUGGUUUGGUUUUUACCCCUUAACAAAGGCUUAGGGACUUGUUGCAAGCCCUGCCGCCCAAGGGCAGUCACUCAGUAGGCUGUGCAGGUCUUAUGCAAGUCUCCGUGCCUUGAGGCUGCUAGAAACCUGCAUGAAGCCAUCUGCUGUCUGUUCUUCGCUUUGUUCCCACGUCAGAAGAUCUGAAGUUUAUGUAGCAACAUGGAAAGAGAGUUGAAUAGACUUGCCUCUCAGUCUUGUUCUUUCUUUCUUUUUAAAAUUUUUUUUUUUUUUUUUUUUUUUUUUUUUGGUUUUUCGAGACAGGGUUUCUCUGUGUAGCUUUGCGCCUGUCCUGGAACUCACUUGGUAGCCCAGGCUGGCCUCGAACUCACGGAGAUCCGCCUGGCUCUGCCUCCCGAGUGCUGGGAUUAAAGGCGUGCGCCACCACCGCCCGGCUAAAAUAUUUUUUUAAUCAAAAAACAAAACAGACUAAAACACUUUUUUAAAAUGUGUGCACAUGUAUGUGUGCCUGUGAACACAUGUAACAGCCAGAGUAGCCUCAACUGGUACAGAACUUGCUUUGUCAAACUCAGAGAUCCUUCUGCCUUUGCCUCCUGAGUCUUGGGAUCAAAGGCCUGUGCUACCACAUCUAGAUCAUUGCUUUUUCUUGGUUUUUGUUUCAUUUAGUUUUUGUUUUUGUUUUGUUUGUUGUUUUUGUUUGUUUCAUUUUUUUUCUUUUGUUUUGUUUUUGAGACAGGGUCUCUCACUGAACCUGGAGCUCACUGAUUCCCCUAAACUGUCUGGCCAGUGAGUCUCUGGGACCACCUCUGUCCUCAUGAGUGCUUGGACACAGACGCGUGCUGUCACACCAGCUUCCGAUGCUGGUGCUGGGACUCAGGUUCUCACGCUUGUAUGGCAAACACGUUACUCACUGAGCCAGCUCUCCAGCCUGACUGCUCUACUUUUAAAGGGACAUAGAGAGACAUGAGAUGUAAUUCACUAUCCGUCCCAGCUUGUAGGAUUAUAGCAGCCUUAGUGGUGAGAAAGGACAUUGAUCAUGUGGCCUCUGCUGAAUCCUGGAAGAGAAAUAAUAGCCUAAAUACAUGGAUCCCGGGGAGCUGGCCACCAUGUCCAGAGGCAGGCCACCACUGAGAAGGGCAUCUGCCUUUGUCAAGAGAGUCUGGAAAGCCUUCUUGUGAAGUAUAUUACUACUUUAAAUGUUGGCACCUAAGCUGGGAAUGGCCAUUCAAACCAGCAGCAAUAACAACCACAAAAAGUGCUUCUCAUCAAUUGGCCCUUCUUUUCCCCCAGUACUGGUUGAUCAAAACCAGGCCUCACAGUCAAAUACUUACACCACUAGGUAUACCUUGAGCCCAAAGAGAAUUCUUUUUAGUUACUUUUUUAGACAGGGUCUCAUAUAGUCUAGCCUGGCUUUGUACUCUCUAAGUGGCCAAGGAUGACCUUGAACUUCUGACCCCCCCAUUCUCUACCUCCUGAAUUCUGGGUUUAUAAAUAUGUGCCAUCAUGCAGUGCUGAGAAUCAAACCCUUGUGUGUUCUAGGCAAGCACUGUGCCAACUUUGCCUACAUCUCUAUCCCUAUAUGUAGCCCAGGCUACACCAGAACUCACUAUAUAGCUCAGGCUGGCUUCUAAACUUGCUGCAUUCCCCCUGCCUCAGGCCAACUAGCACUUAAAAAGAAAAAGAAAAAUCAAUCUAUAGGACAAACUUAAUUAAACUAGAAGCCAGCAUCAACCUCAUCCACCACCACCUUUUGCCAUCAGAAACUCUAAGAGGCCGUUCGUUCAUCUGAGGGAGGUGAAGAGACCCAACAUAAAGCAUACUUUUUCACAACCUUGCAGCUUUUGCCACCCUGGCUUCUCGACUUUAGUUUGUUUAACCUAACAAAUGCAGGCACUGAUCACAACCUCUGGUAGGGUUGGAGUUCCGGACAAGGAGCUACUCAGUGCAGCAGAAAGCAGCACCCCUCCCCCAACAGUGACGUCAUAGACCCUGGUUCUAGGGCUAAGACACACACACACACACACACACACAGAGCAAAGCACAGGACUCAUAUUCCGGAAAAUGUCUGAGCUCAUGAAGAGCGCCGCCGCCUGGCCUGUCCCUCUCACCUCACCCACAAUUUAAGGAUAUGACUUGAGCAUCUUGGAAUGAAGGUGGUCCAGAGUUCCCUGCAAGCCAAUCACCCCAGGGUGAAUGCAGAUUGCCUAGAUUCUCCGGUUGCUCAGCCCACUGAAAGGUCAUUUCUCUUAAGACCCAAGCAGCUGUAGUGGACAAGGACCAGAAGCUAAUUAGAGGUUUCAUAAAUGGAGACAGAAGGGACAGGGAGAGAGGACCCUGUGUAGCUGGAGUUUUCUCCAGUCCUGCCUGGCCCAUGGCCAGGACAAAUCUCUCUCACCCGCCAGUCCCACAGCCACUUAGACACAACCAAGUAAACACACAGAGACUUACAUUGCUUACAAACUGUAUGGCCGUAGCAGGCUUCUUGCUAUCUAGUUCUUAUAUCUUAAAUUAACCCAUUUCUAUUAAUCUAUAAGUUGCCACGCAGAUCGUGGCUUACCGGUACCUUACAUCUUGCUUUUCAUGGCCGCGUCUCUCUGCCUCAGCCUUCCACUUCCCAGAAUUCUCCUUUCUACUUGUCCCGCCUAUACUUCCUGCCUGGCUACUGGCCAAUCAGCAUUUUAUUUACACAGAGCGAUAUCCACAGCACUUCCC